UGUAAUAGUUAGGGUUUGUUCAUCUGGUGUAUUGUUGAAUCUCUCGUCUGUUGAAGAGAUUCCUGUGUAUUGUUGGUAUAGAUGAUCAUCUAUGGAUGAUCAUCAACUCUGGUUGUAUCGUUCCAUUUGUAUUGAUCUUACGGUUGUAAGAUCUUAGGGUUUGGGGGGCACUUUUUCUGGUUUGGGUAAAUAAGAGUUUUGGUCACGUUUUGUCGCUAUAUCUUGUUCAUCUUUGUUGCUUUCUGUUAUUUCCAUCAUAAUACCAUUGUUUUAACAGCUUCACAUCGAUAGCGACCACACCAACCGUUUAACCGCCACCUCCACGUUAUCGCAACCACCGUCUCUGUCACCUAGAACCGGUGCAAUCGGAGCCGUUGAUUCGUUAUCACUUGCGAAUAUUAACAACGAUUCAAACUGUUCCGAUGUUGAAUUCAGCUUCUACGAGGAGGAGUUUCAGAUGCAGCUCGCUCUCGCGAUUAGCGUGUCGUCAGGAUCGGCAGAGGCGACGGCGCGUUUACCUCAGGCGCCGGAAUCGGUUGUGGAGUUUCUCUCGCUUCGAUAUUGGAGUAAUAAUGUUGUAAACUAUGAUGAGAAAGUGACGGAUGGGUUUUAUGAUGUGUACGGGAUCGCUUCUAAUUCAGUAACGCGAGGGAAAAUGCCCUCAUUAGUGGAUCUUCAAGCCAGAACCGGUACUGAUGAUGUUGAUUACGAAGUAACUUUAGUGGACAGAAGAACCGAUAAGGAGCUACAGCACCUUGAGGAAAGGGUUUCAAAUAUAUCACUGGAAUGUCAGGCUACCGGGAUGAGCCAGAUUAUAAGUAGGUUGGUUGUGAAAAUUGCAGUUAUCGUUGUUGCACACAUGGGUGGUCCUGUUAAUGAUGUAGAUGAAAUGUCGAGAAGGUGGACUACUAGAAGCUAUGAAUUAAGGAACACUCUGAAAACUAUUCCUCUUGGUUCUAUUGAUUGUGGCCUCUCUCGUCACAGGGCCUUGCUUUUUAAGGUAUUAAAUGUCUUUGCCUCACUUAGCGGAAUAUCUUUUUAGU
This is a messenger RNA of Helianthus annuus (common sunflower), 1043 nucleotides long. Its product is annotated as serine/threonine-protein kinase EDR1-like. Lineage: Eukaryota; Viridiplantae; Streptophyta; Magnoliopsida; Asterales; Asteraceae. The transcript is spliced from 2 exons. Bases 458 to 1042 code for a protein of 194 amino acids. The record is from RefSeq and is a predicted model, not a curated record.